This is a messenger RNA of Odobenus rosmarus divergens (Pacific walrus), 1336 nucleotides long. RefSeq names its product phosphate cytidylyltransferase 1, choline, beta (gene PCYT1B). Gene Ontology annotation, molecular function: phosphatidylcholine binding; choline-phosphate cytidylyltransferase activity. Bases 69 to 890 code for a protein of 273 amino acids. Gene Ontology annotation, biological process: CDP-choline pathway. The transcript has 6 exons. The record is from RefSeq and is a predicted model, not a curated record. Lineage: Eukaryota; Metazoa; Chordata; Mammalia; Carnivora; Odobenidae.
ACAGGCCUGUCAGAGUCUAUGCGGAUGGAAUAUUUGACCUCUUCCAUUCCGGUCAUGCAAGGGCACUUAUGCAAGCAAAAACACUGUUUCCCAACAGCUACUUGUUGGUUGGAGUUUGCAGUGAUGACCUCACCCACAAAUUCAAAGGUUUCACUGUGAUGAACGAAGCAGAGAGAUAUGAAGCUCUCAGACACUGUCGCUAUGUGGAUGAAGUCAUUAGAGAUGCUCCGUGGACACUCACUCCAGAGUUUCUGGAAAAACACAAGAUUGACUUUGUGGCCCAUGAUGACAUUCCCUACUCUUCUGCUGGUUCUGAUGAUGUUUACAAGCAUAUAAAGGAAGCAGGAAUGUUUGUUCCAACUCAGAGAACGGAAGGCAUCUCAACAUCAGACAUCAUCACCAGAAUCGUCCGUGACUAUGAUGUUUAUGCCCGACGCAACCUCCAGAGAGGGUACACCGCCAAGGAGCUAAAUGUCAGCUUUAUAAAUGAAAAGAAGUACCGCUUCCAAAACCAGGUAGACAAGAUGAAGGAAAAGGUCAAGAAUGUCGAGGAGAGAUCAAAGGAAUUUGUCAACAGAGUGGAAGAAAAGAGUCAUGAUCUAAUUCAGAAGUGGGAAGAGAAGUCGAGGGAAUUCAUUGGCAACUUCCUAGAGCUGUUUGGGCCUGACGGCGCAUGGAAGCAGAUGUUCCAGGAGAGGAGUAGCCGGAUGCUGCAGGCCUUGUCCCCGAAGCAGAGCCCUGUGAGCAGCCCCACCAGGAGCCGGUCCCCCUCCCGCUCCCCGUCGCCCACCUUCUCGUGGCUCCCGAACAAAACCUCACCCCCCUCCUCGCCCAAAGCAGCCUCAGCCUCCAUCAGCAGCAUGAGUGAGGGGGAUGAGGAUGAGAAGUAAAGGCUGCCGGCAGACUGCAAGGGCCACACCACACAGGCUCGGGCGAGGGUGGGGUCACCGGGUGUGCCUGGGUGGGGUUGGAAGGGUAAUGGUCACAGGAGCUGCAGCUCAGCUAAGGGAAAGCCUGGGGACCAGCUCUCCCUCAGUCUCCACUCAGCCUAAGAUUUGGGCUCUGCAUGGAGGUUUCUGGCCGGACAACCUUUACAAACCUUCUUAGCAGCAUCUAGAAUCACUCUACUUUAACCUUGCUAAGGAAUGAUGCAGAGCACCCCCAGGAGAUUUGCACUGAGUCGGGUGUCUUCUGCUUUGGUCCUUACACCCACCCCUACCAAGUCCACCACCCAUGGAAGCGGCUGUUCCCUCAAUCUGCUACUUCCAGCCCAUAAGGGCCCUGCACGUUGCCUCCUACCACCCAAGCUCUGCCAGAAUAAAAGUUGUUUCCGAUA